CUGCGCUCGAGCUGCGGCGCUGGCUGCAGCUGCCUGGGCCCUGGGCCCGGCUCCUCCUGCGCCGCCCGGGCGAUGAGAAGCUGCUUCUGCGUGAGACGGAGCCGGGACCCGCCGCCGCCGCAGCCGCCGCCGCCCCAGCGGGGAACAGACCAAGCCACCAUGCCUGAAGUCAAAGAGCUUUCAGAAGCCUUGCCAGAGACACCAAUGGACCCCAUCACGGGAGUCGGGGUGGUAGCCUCCCGGAACCGAGCGCCGACAGGCUACGAUGUGGUUGCACAGACAGCAGAUGGUGUGGACGCUGACCUCUGGAAGGACGGCUUAUUCAAGUCCAAGGUUACCAGAUACCUGUGUUUCACAAGAUCAUUUUCUAAAGAAAACAGUCAUUUGGGGAAUGUGCUGGUGGACAUGAAGCUCAUCGACGUCAAGGACACGUUGCCUGUGGGCUUCAUUCCCAUCCAGGAGACGGUGGAUACGCAGGAGGUGGUCUUCAGGAAGAAGAGGCUAUGCAUUAAGUUCAUUCCCCGGGAUUCAACCGAAGCCGCCAUUUGUGACAUCCGCAUCAUGGGCCGGACCAAGCAGGCUCCUCCCCAGUACACAUUUAUCGGGGAACUGAACAGCAUGGGCAUCUGGUAUCGCAUGGGCAGAGUGCCAAGAAACCAUGACUCAUCUCAACCCACCACGCCCUCCCAGUCAUCAGCCGCUUCCACCCCAGCCCCAAACCUUCCCAGGCACAUCUCCCUGACACUCCCGGCUACCUUCCGAGGCAGAAACAACACCAGCACAGACUAUGAGUACCAGCUCUCCAACCUGUAUGCCAUAUCAGCAAUGGACGGUGUGCCUUUUAUGAUUUCAGAGAAGUUUUCCUGCAUCCCAGAAAGUAUGCAGCCCUUUGAUCUCUUGGGAAUCACCAUCAAGUCUCUGGCGGAAAUUGAAAAGGAGUACGAGUACAGUUUCCGCACCGAGCAGAGCGCGGCAGCUCGGCUCCCACCCAGCCCUACCCGGUGCCAGCAGAUCCCCCAGUCCUGAGGAGCCCACAGCCUCCUGGGGGAGAAGACGUCUCCUACCCGGUGCCCAGACUACUGAUGAGGUGGCUGGGGUGAGAGUCACUCCCUCCCUCACCUGCCCACUCUGCUUGCCCCUGCUCACUGACCAAGAGACUCUGGGCAGCUGCUUGGUCAGAUACGGUCAUCAGCUCGCCUGACGAGACUUCCCUCCCUCCCCGGGAACGUUGUUCAUAAUUGUGACUAAUGUGUGUGCUGUUAGUGACCAGAGGCUCCUGUGUGAUGACCACUUACCCCACCAAGAAAGAAAACUCCUCCCUUACCUGGAGUCACCCAUGAGGGCCUGGGCACAUACUCCAUCCACCCAGUGACACUCACUGGCUACCCUUCAACUGACCAUCACUGACCACAGAAAUCCCACAAAGCCACUAGCUCCCUCCUGGAAGACUCCAGGGUUGACUGCUUCACUUAGGACCCUGCAAGAUGCACUGAUGGCUUCUGACCCAGCUACCUGGGAACAAGCACGGCUGGCCAGCAGGCCCAAGUGGCCCAGGCAUUUCAUGACGGCACUGAGAAAGCAGGCCUAUGAUGCACUGAGACAGCUGUGGGCUCUUCCCCCACUCCACACACUGGACGUCCAGAGAGCACAGACGGGACCCCGCUUUCUGUGGAGGUGACUGGGUGCCUACCUGGAUAGAACCUUGGCUGCUAGGGUGCUGUGCCCAGCCACAGGUGCCAUCCCCACAAAGGGCUCAUCUGUGGGACAUCCACCUGCCAACAGCCGCUCCAUAUGCCUCUGCCUGCUGCCCUGCCCUGGUGGCGACUGACACAGAGCACGGCACAAAGGCACCAACUCCUCACAGCCACACCCACCCCCCUGUCUAGAAGGCACCUCCCACCAGGGAUCUGCUGUUUUGAAAAGUCCUUCUGUCCCAGGCCUCUGAAUUCGGGCCAGGACAUUUCACAGGUGUCAGCCUGAGGUGCCAAGGUGAACCCUACGUGUGUUGCCAUGGGAACAGUGGUCACCACUGUCCCAGCUCUCAGCCUCACCAUGAUGCCCUGCUUUGCCACAGUUGGCUUUUAGGGCUUGGCUGACCUUGGUCCCCAGAGUAUCUGUGGAUGUGAAGAUCUGCCCAGUGGUCGGUGGCCAUGGGCAACUACUCACCAGCUGGUACAAACCUCUCCCAUUACAGCUCUAGAGACAGCCACAGGCGGGUGGGUGCCCAAGGUGCAAAAGGAUCAGGAGCAAGAGCAAGCCAACAGGACGGCAUGAGCUGGGGCAGGCCCCAAAAUACCUCACCAACCUACAUCAGCCCCUCCUGUUCCAGACCCUCAGGCCCUGUAGACCGCCCUUCUUCCCCAGUCAGCCAGCCUCUCUGCUUGAUGGUACUUCAUUUCUAUGUCAGAAGGGGUCACCUAGAUGUGAGCACACCCUAUGGGGUACCCAUCAACCCUUGCCUCUGGGCACCACAUUCUCCAGGUAGCACAGGUCAUGACAAGGUGGUGCCCGAGAGGCCCAUGGACCCAACAUAGGCGUCUCCAGCAAAGCCUGAUGCCACGCUGGUGCUCACAGGAGCUAACAAGCUGACCCCAGACGGCUCCAUAAGCUGUGUAUCCCAAGGACCCAUGUCUGCCACUGCUGGUGUAAAACCAAGUGGCUUGUGUGACCUGAGGCCCAACUGAGGGGACGACCACCCACAGUCUGAGUUACCGGGGAAGGUCGGGCACAGCGCUCUGGACUCCCCUGACCACUUCAUUUAAGUUCUUACGCUUCGACCAUCUCUUUCCAUCCCCCGGUUAGGAAAUCACCCUCCCACGUGAAGCCAGGUGGCCCCCUCUUCCCCCUGCAGUCCUUGCAGGUCCUGGAAAUACGAAACUGAAGACUGUGGACCCUUUCGUUGGUGACCCAGAUGGCCAAGUGAGGGGCCUCCUGGAGAGAGGAGGCACACUCUGCAGCCCACGCACGCACCCCACAGGACUCAGCCAGGGAGGCGGGCAAAGCGUACGCUCUGAGCUGGAGCUCUCUGAACGCUGCAGACUUAGUGGAAGAAGAACGUUGACUGAAUGUGGGAGCACCCACAGCUUCUAGCUCCCGAAGUGUUGAGGGUGACUUGGUGUCCAUGGUAGGUUCUAGGUUGCACCCGACCCCUGGUCUCUUGUCUUCUGGUGAUGGUAGUGGUCCUGUGUGUGCGCGUGCCCAUGUCCACCCUGUGUGAAUCCAGCAGACCCAGUUCUGGGAGGUAGGGCUGUGGCUCACAGCAGCACUGAGUGGCCUCUGGGUACCAUGCGGCAGGCGCACCGUGAGAUGAGCACAAGGAUUCGCCGGGAGACAUGAAGAGCUGUCCCUGUCUGUGGGUCUCCUCCCCACGCCCACCAGCAUGUCCCACAACUGCUGCCAAGCACGUACAUCUCUCCUGAAAUGGCUAACCAGAGCACAGUUCCCUGUCCCGCUAUCCCCACACUGAAAAGUUGGUUCCUUCCUAAGGGCCUUGAAAAUGGCACAUGGGUGACAAGGUGUGGUGGGGGGCGGGGGAGGGGGUGAGGGACUCCAGGUUCACUGCAAAUGUAUCAUAAGACUAAACCUAAGAAUUCAUGUCAGCCUAACCCUCUGCCACGUGGAGAGGUGAAAGCCUCACUCUCCUUGGGGGAAGCAGGUUAGAGCCAUGACCCUUCUCCCUGGUGGUUAGCAGCCUGUGGCUACCUGUGGCCAAGGUCAGGACGUCCAGCAAGGAGACUGAGGUACUGAGCACACAUACUCUCCCUUCCACUGGGCUUGGUGGUCUUAAGCACAUUUCCUGUCACCCCCCCCGAACAAGCCCAACAGUGGGUGCUCUUUGUCCUGUCACAAGAAGAGCCUGGGGCACAGACAGAAUCUGACCCGAAGCCCCUGGGCCAACCACCUGGCCUCUGUGUCCACCCCUGUGGGCUUCCUUUGGCCGUGGAGAUUUCAUCACACCACGGCAUGGGUUCUGGGCUUGGGUCAGGCCGAUAGUCUGAUUGUCCUGUGUGCCCCCCACCUACACCUGAGAGCUUCCCAGCCUGAGAGCAUCUCUUGCUGAAUUUAUGGACUCCUGGCCCAGGAGCAGGUAGAAACGGGCCUCCAUGUGCCACCGGGCCAUGAAGGGCAGAACUCACAGAAUUGGUUUGUGUCCAACUGAGCCCCAGAGCCCGAUAAAGAAGCUGGGCUCCCGAUACUGCACCCAGCUCCCUCUCAGGUGACCCCACAUAUCAGGGCAGCCCAGCUUUCUCCACCUGCUCUAGGCAUGAGCCCUUGAGCAACUGCGGCCAUCUGUACCAGGAGAGCAGGCUUUGUUCUCCUGUGAGCGGCUGGGACGAAGACCCCAGGCACAGCUGCCUCCUGUGUAUUUAUUCAAGGUGACUGCUUGGCAAAGGGAGGUCUCACUGUGUGACUGUAUCUUAAUAUAAUUUGUUAAAUAAAUGUUUGUUUUAACCUCGUU
Messenger RNA from Rattus rattus (black rat), 4459 nucleotides. RefSeq names its product multivesicular body subunit 12B (gene Mvb12b). Gene Ontology annotation, biological process: regulation of epidermal growth factor receptor signaling pathway; viral budding; virus maturation. Gene Ontology annotation, cellular component: late endosome; ESCRT I complex. The record is from RefSeq and is a predicted model, not a curated record. The coding region runs from base 73 to 1026 and encodes 317 amino acids. NCBI's taxonomy places the organism in Eukaryota, Metazoa, Chordata, Mammalia, Rodentia, Muridae. The transcript has 10 exons.